Glarea lozoyensis ATCC 20868 is the source of this 633-nucleotide messenger RNA. RefSeq names its product SRF-like protein. The coding region runs from base 1 to 633 and encodes 210 amino acids. Gene Ontology annotation, molecular function: DNA binding; protein dimerization activity. The record is from RefSeq and is a predicted model, not a curated record. Lineage: Eukaryota; Fungi; Ascomycota; Leotiomycetes; Helotiales; Helotiaceae. The transcript is spliced from 4 exons.
AUGGCCGACAUCACCGACCAACACGAUCAAGGUUCGCCUUCAACACUCGAUGAGCAUGCGGUGGGCAAUGGGAACUCGCUCGCAGGUGGUGAUACUCGGGGCAUCAAGCGCCAAAGGCCUUCGACCGCGGACGACGACGACGAUGAUGACGAUAAGCCCGGACGCGAGCGCAGGAAGAUCGAGAUCAAGCAUCAUGAAAAAGGCGCAUACGAAUUGUCCGUCCUCACUGGUACCCAAGUGCUCCUACUCGUCGUUUCUGAGACCGGCUUGGUCUAUACCUUCACGACACCAAAGCUCCAGCCUUUAGUAACCAAAGCGGAAGGCAAAAAUUUGAUUCAGGCAUGCUUGAAUGCUCCCGAACCCGCCGGGAACGGCGAGAAUGGGGUUGACGAUCAGAACACCGUCGAUUCCCCAGAAGAUACUUCACCACAGCAACAUCUUCCACCGCAACAGCCCCGAACCGCCAUGCCACAACAACACGCGCAGAUGAAUCCUAAUUACAUGACGGCUUCGAUGGAUCAACAACAACAAGCCAUAGCAUAUCAAAACUAUGUCCAGCAACAACAACGAGGGGGUGGAUAUGCUAUGCCACCACAGACUGGCAUGCCACAACAACAUUCCCAUCAAGCAUAA